CCAUGAAGCGCAUCCCCACAUUACAGACACCUCAUUAAUCAAUUACUUAACUUGCUCCAUUCCUCUCCUUUCUCUCUUCUUCUUCUUCUUCCUCACUAUUUUUCUGUCACUUUAAUCACUCGCCCAAAAACCCACUGCCUUCUUCUCUACCCAGCAGCCACCACCAACAUUCCAUUCCCACACACUCUCUCAGCGCAUCCCCACAAGUCGCAGACACAAAGAACCCACUAGCAGGUUGUCAUGGUGGAGAACAGAACAGCAAAUCAACGCUACCCAUUUCCAAUUUCAGCAUAAAGUUGAUUCCUUUUCAGAGAUUUUUCCUCCCCCAAAUUUGCACUCGGUUCCAAUUCGAUGAUUGGGUUGUUCCGUGUUGUUGAUUGCUUGAUCAAAUGGUGACACUUAGUAACGCCUCUGUUUGUUCUUGGAUCGAUCACUUUCUCGCUUGUAUGGGUGGUUGUUUUGGAUGCUGCGAGAAGCCCACACCGAUAAUUGCUGUGGAUGAGCCAUCGAAAGGAUUGAAGAUACAAGGCCGGGCAGUGAAGAAGCCUAGUGUAUUUGAAGAUUUUUGGAGCAGCAGCACUUGUGAGCUGGAUAAUAGUGCUAUUCAGUCUCAAAGAAGCGUAUCCUCAAUCAGUGCUUCAAACCCCAACACUAGCAGUGGUGGUACCAUGAGUGGUAGUACGACAGACUUUGUGAAUCAUGGUCUGCUUCUGUGGCAGCAGGGCAGGCUUCAAUGGACUAGGAGUGGUGAAUCUACCAGCAAUCAAACUCGUCAAACAUGCGGACCCCGAUUGAGUUGGAAUGCAACUUAUGAAAGCUUGCUUGGAAGCAGGAACCCUUUUCCCCGGCCUGUCCCACUCGCUGAAAUGGUAGAUUUUCUAGUGGAUGUGUGGGAGCAAGAAGGUUUGUAUGAUUGAAUGAAGAACAAAACUCUUAAAAGUUGGGAGAUAUGCUUCAGAAUUGUACAUGUUUUUUUAAAACUCUUUACAUUCCCCAUUUCUCUAGACGACUUUUGUAUAUACUAAAUAGUUUCUGAAAAGAAACAGUUAAGAGGUAAAAAGGUUAAAAAGAAUGGAAAGGGCUUAGCAUGUUUGAUCUUUGAGAUAAAUUGGGCUCUUGUGUUUGGUAUUUGGUAAGCUACGCCUACCAAGAACUUCCCUUUCUCCCUUGUAAAUGUGGCCAAUUGAACAAAUUGUUAUAAUCUGAUUUCUUUAUAUAAUUUAUCAAUCUUUUGUGUCA
Molecule: messenger RNA, 1239 nt
Organism: Linum tenue
Lineage: Eukaryota; Viridiplantae; Streptophyta; Magnoliopsida; Malpighiales; Linaceae
Source: the annotation of a GenBank genome assembly